Molecule: messenger RNA, 996 nt
Organism: Hypoxylon fragiforme
Lineage: Eukaryota; Fungi; Ascomycota; Sordariomycetes; Xylariales; Hypoxylaceae
Exons: 2
Coding region: 130-981 (283 amino acids)
Molecular function (GO): oxidoreductase activity
Source: RefSeq, a predicted model, not a curated record
CAUCAAUGACAAUUAUCUACGGUAUUCGUAACCGAUUACUAUGAACCGAGACUUCUCUCCAUUAUUUCGGCCUUCAGUGUUUGGGUAAAUCCAAAAAGACUACGCUGUCUCUAGACAAGCCUACUGAAAAUGGCCACGUCCCGUGUUUGGCUCAUCACCGGUGCAUCCUCUGGUUUCGGGCUAGAGCUAGCUAAAGUGGCGGCCAGUCGUGGGGAUCGUGUCUUUGCUGCUACCCGAUCUCCGCAAAAGAUCAGUGAUCUGGCCGGCAUUACUGCGGUUCGCCUGGAUCACAACGAGCCUUUACCACAGCUCCAGGCCACGAUCCAUGACAUCAUCAAUAUCCACGGCACGAUCGAUGUGGUCGUCAACAAUGCCGCCUACGUGCAAACCGGCACCGUGGAAGAAAUGACACCAGAGGAAACAUUAAAGCAGUUUCAAGCUAAUACUUUCGGGCCUAUCAAUGUCUACCGCGCCGUGCUGCCACACAUGCGGCAGAAGCGAGCCGGCACCCUUGUCACGAUCGGUUCCAUGGCUGCCUGGUACACCAUGCCAGGGUGCAACAUGUACAACGCCUCCAAGUCGGCGCUGCGGUACCUGACGACGGGCCUUGCAGAAGAGGUCCGAGACUUCGGGAUCCGGCACUGUCUUAUCGAGCCGGGGUUAUUCCGCACCGAGCUCCUAAAGCCCGACGGCAACAUGGCGGCGACCAAUCACGCCACCCGCAUCGCCGACUACGCAGAGCUCAACGCCACGGCCGAGCGCAACUUCGCCGCCUUCGACGGAAACCAGGCCGGCGACCCGGUCAAGGGCGCGAAAAUCAUCUACGAUGUCGUCACGUCUUCUGGUGUGGCCGCCGGUCGCGAAUUUCCAGGGUUCUUGCCGCUGGGCAGUGAUGCAAAUGAGCAGAUUGCGAAGAGUGCGCAGAAGGUGAUUGAUGAUAUGAAGCCGUGGGAGCAUAUUACUCGCCUGAGUGACUUUUAGUUACAACACUGAGUC